AUGGAAGAAGAAUUGUACGACAUGCAUUCGGAGGAUGAUAGAGCUCUUGCUGAGAAUAAUAAGAAAAGGAAAGUCAAGACACGUGCUCAGGUUGAAGCUUUGGAGAAACUUUAUAAUGAACACAAAUAUCCUACAGAAUCGAUAAAAUUACAACUUGCUGAGUCGACAGGGUUGACGGAAAAGCAAAUUUCUGGGUGGUUUUGUCACAGAAGGUUGAAAGACAAGAGGUUGUCAAAUGAAAAAACCUACGAGUUUGGAAGACAGGAUCAUUCAAGCAGAGGUAUACAGGAUCGGGGCAGUGGACAGAGGCUAGAUUCCUGUGGUAGCACAAAGCAGGGAGAUGAUAGGAAUUCUGAUACCAGGGAAGUUGAAAGUGGGAGGUUAACCGUCCAAGAAUUUUCUGCUGCAGAGCUUACUUAUGAGCAUGGCAGUCACUAUACUGGAAACUAUGAUCCUACGGAUGAUGCAUCUUCAGGAGGUAGUUCUUUGUUAAGGAACAUUUCUUCUCAUCAUAAUGGGGAUCCUUCUGAUAUGGCAACCUCAAGGUACCUAAAACCAAAGAUUCCGGUGGAUACCAAGCAUGUAAAAGCCAGGCCUGGCCCAUCUGGUUACUUGAAAGUGAAGGAUCAGGUUGAGAACCCUGCUAUAACUGCUGUUAAGAGGCAGCUAGGGACGCAAUAUCGGGAGGAUGGUCCACCACUUGGUAUUGAAUUUGAGCCACUUCCAUUUGGUGCGUUUGAGUCCUCAAUGCAGGAUCCUGUUAAUGAACCUUACUAUGAUGGAGAACCUGUUCUGCAAGCAUCGCCUGAUGACUCAAAAAUCCAGAGGCAGCCUAAUUUUGGCAAGGGAUGUGAAUACAGUUCCAACACAGUCUCUCGUUACUCUAAUGUGGAUAGAACCAGUUUCAAAAUGCAGCAUUGGUCUGAUAUUCCCGGGAAUAACUUGCAGCAAAAAUUUGGUCAGAAGCCAAAUUUAUCCGAUCACAGUGAAUAUUGUCCCGAGGGCUUUUCUGAGGGUUUUGCAAGAGAUAGACCAGGUUUCAAGAGCAGGGAAGACCACCGAAGGAAGCUACAUGAGGAUUCUGUAUCUGGCCAACAAGAUUACAUUGAGCAUGAGUCUUCAAAUUUGACAAUAAAAGGCAAAGAAUAUCACUAUAUUAGCGAGAAAGAGCUUUCUCGGCGAAUUAUUAAGAGUGGCAUGGAUUUUGGAGAAACGAGGGUAGUGAAUGACAAUUGUGAGCCAGUUCGAGCAAAGAUGUCCCUGAAGAAUGAAAUAAGAGCUGCAAAAAGAGUGAAGGGUGAAUUUCUUAAGCUGCAUGGGAAGGGAUCAUCAGUGCUAGAUAACCAACCAUGGUCACAUCAUGUUAUGAGGUCUGCUGUGAAGAAGCCAUCUAGUGUUAGCGAAGAUGUUGAAAGUGCAGAAACGAGUUCAAAUGGUAGUCGUUAG
Molecule: messenger RNA, 1446 nt
Organism: Fraxinus pennsylvanica
Lineage: Eukaryota; Viridiplantae; Streptophyta; Magnoliopsida; Lamiales; Oleaceae
Source: the annotation of a GenBank genome assembly